ACUGAGCUAUCUCUAUGUCAGUCUUCUCAACACGGCAAGCAUGGGAGACAACAGAGUUAUAUCUAUCAUGUUGAGCAAUGAAGCAUUGCUGCAGCGACUGGCAGCAUCCCUCACGGUGAUAGAUGAGCAUGAGACGCUUCCCGACCAGCUCUCAAGCCACGGAGACGUGCCUGCUAUUGCUGGGCUCCUGGUGGCAGCGCUCGCCAAGUUCCAGCACCAGUCUGGUAUAAAGUCCUCGGUAGUUGUAUUAGCAACAAUUGAAUGGCUGAUGGAUGGUAUGUGCAGCGAUAGACCACUGCAUCAAGUGUCUUGCUUACAUUUGUGGACUGCAUGGUUCCACGGUGCAGCCAACAGCCUUAGCCCUGUUCUUGACGUCCGUCGGAAGAAAAAGUUAUCGUUUUUGAAGGAUGAGGAUGGACAGCUCGAUAUCAAUAGCAGAGACUUGAGACUUCUCACUUUCCUGUUACUGAACAUCAUUGCAAAGGACGUGGGACUGGUGCAGCAGUGUGCAACUGACUGCAUUCGCGUAUUGCUCAUUUACACAGAAGAAAGAAGUCCAACUGUCGCACAUCACCUGAUUGUGCAGCCAUGGAAUCAGCUCCUGCUUCUGAACAUCAGCGAGUCUCAUGCCAGCAUGCCAGCAGCAGGUGCCGUCUUCUCUGUCUUGCUCACGCUGGUUGAAAGAAAUGUAGAGAGCAUAACCAUUGACAAACUAAUAUUAUGGAGUAUUCAAUGGUUGAACAGCACACACGUAGAGAGACUUCUUCAGCUAAAAGAGAGCAGCACGUGCAUUGAUCUUAUAGAAAAGGUGUUAACAAGUAAACAACGUCGUCCUAAGCUGGACAGCCAGGUGCAGAAAUCUCUCAUAUCAACACUAGAGGAGUUGCGGAACCACCUCCAAAGAGACAAGUUGGAUGUCAACUGCAGGUGUCCUAGAGAAAUAAUGUUUCAUGGUAGCGUGCCCCUGUGCACUAAUCUCUUCUCUAAAUGUUGCAAGAUCAGACUGUCUAAAGUACAACAUCUUUUGGGUAUUCUCACCUAAACCUUUACCUGCUGCUGUGUGAUUUCAAAGUUAGGUUUAAAUGCUUAUUACCUGAGCAGAAACACUUCAGAGCGAGCAGGUCUAUUCUUUUCACGUUGUCGUAGUCAUAUCUGUUAGCAACUCAUUUGCAUGGGUAGCAUUCACUGACUUGCAUCCUAUGUACAAUCAUAGGGAAAGCGUGCAUAAUUUGAAUAGUUUCACUUAAAAAUAACAGCUUUGACAAAUACUAUGCUUUAUAAUGUCGAAUCAAGCAAAUAUUUGAAUAAAAAAUGUAUUAAACCCCACAGUGUGUUAAGAG
This is a messenger RNA of Priapulus caudatus, 1340 nucleotides long. RefSeq lists its product as uncharacterized. Gene Ontology annotation, biological process: meiosis I. Lineage: Eukaryota; Metazoa; Priapulida; Priapulimorpha; Priapulimorphida; Priapulidae. The transcript is spliced from 8 exons. The coding region runs from base 41 to 1042 and encodes 333 amino acids. The record is from RefSeq and is a predicted model, not a curated record.